AUGGUGCAGAAAUCUCUCAACGGCGGGGUUUACCCAACUCAAGCCGGAGAGAAGAAGCACAAAGUCGGGUUUGUGGGUUUGGACCCGGGAGCUCCGGAAUCCAGCAGGGAUGGGGCACUGCUCAUUGCGGGCUCGGAAAGCACCAAGCGGAGCAGCAUCCUCUGCAGACCGAGGUCCAGCAUCUCCGCAGGAAGACCGAGGCCGUCGAAGAAAAACGCCAGCUAUCGGAAACUACAGAAUUUUCUCUACAAUGCGCUGGAAAGACCGCGGGGAUGGGCGUUCAUCUACCACGCUUAUGUCUUCCUCUUGGUGUUUUCGUGUCUUAUACUCUCAGUCUUUGCCACCAUUAAAGAGUUCACACAAAGCUCAGAGAGUGCCUUGUACAUCUUGGAAAUUGUGACCAUUGUGGUGUUUGGAGUGGAGUACAUUGUAAGGAUAUGGGCUGCUGGCUGCUGCUGUCGAUACAGAGGAUGGAGGGGGAGGCUAAAAUUUGCCAGAAAGCCUUUCUGUGUCAUAGACAUCAUGGUGCUGAUUGCGUCAGUAUCUGUCCUGGCAGCUGGAUCUCAGGGCAAUGUGUUUGCCACCUCGGCUAUCAGGAGUCUGAGAUUCCUGCAGAUCCUACGGAUGCUGCGCAUGGACCGCCGUGGAGGAACCUGGAAGCUGCUCGGAUCUGUAGUUUAUGCACACAGCAAGGAGCUCAUCACAGCGUGGUACAUAGGCUUCCUGUGCCUCAUCCUGGCCUCAUUCCUGGUCUACUCUGUGGAAAAGGAGUCAAAUAAUGAGUUUGACACGUAUGCUGAUGCUCUUUGGUGGGGACUGAUAACUCUUACCACCAUUGGUUAUGGUGAUAAGGUUCCCAAAACCUGGAAUGGACGCUUACUAGCAGCCACGUUCAGCUUGAUCGGCGUUGCCUUCUUUGCCCUUCCUGCUGGCAUCUUGGGUUCUGGCUUUGCCCUCAAAGUCCAAGAGCAGCACAGACAGAAGCAUUUUGAGAAGAGACGUAACCCCGCUGCAGGCCUCAUACAGGCUGCUUGGAGGUUUUAUGCCACCAAUCUCUCCCGUACAGAUCUGGUGUCUACGUGGGAUUUUUAUGAGCAGACUGUAGCUAUUCCGAUGUACAGACUUAUCCCACCUCUGAAUCAGCUGGACCUGCUGAGGAAUCUGAAGGGCAAAUCAUUCAGGAAGGAGUCACAAACAGAAACCUCUCCCAGUCGGAAGCCGAGUCUGAAGGACAAAGUGUUUCCCAGUCCUUCUAAGGCUCCUGUGUCCAAGGGGAAGGCCCAGUCUCCAGGUGGAGCAGAUGAUGGUGCUGAAGCAAGCCCCAGCAAGGUCACCAAGAGCUCGAGCUUCACCGACAAGAACCGAGGGGCAAAAAAUGCCUUCAAAGCUCGGGGCAGCAUCUCGCGCAAAAACUCAGAGGAGGCAAGCCUGCCGGGAGAGGAAAUUGGUGAUGAUAAGAGCUGCCACUGUGAAUUCCUCACUCAAGAGUUACCACCAGGCUUGAAAGUUGCAAUCAGAGCAAUCUGCAUCAUGAGCUUCCUGGUGUCAAAGAGGAGGUUCAAAGAGAGCUUGCGACCUUACGAUGUCAUGGACGUGAUUGAGCAGUACUCCGCUGGUCACCUGGACAUGCUGUCGCGCAUUAAGAACCUGCAGACCAGAGUUGACCAGAUAGUUGGUAAAGGUCCCAAAGGUGAAGGAGAUGCUGUGGAGGACCAGAGUAUGAUGGGACGUCUGGUCAAAGUGGAAAAGCAGGUGGUCUGCAUGGACAGGAAACUCGACUUCCUGGUCAAUGUGUAUGUGCAGCGUAUGGGCAUCCCCCGUUCCGAAACAGAGGCCUUUUUCAACUCCAGGGAGCCGUAUCCAGCCCCGCCUUACCACAGCCCCGAGGAGAGCAAGGAGAAGGAGGUAAAAGAGGAGGUAAAGGAGGUGAAGACAUGCUCAGCAGCAGAUGUCCCAUGCUCUGACGGGUCUUUGGAAAAGAAAGACCCUUUACUCGGUCGAUCCGUGGCGAGAUCAGUUGGUACUCCCUCUGGGAGCAACAGCCGCCCCUCUACCUCCUGGCAGCACCAGCUGCAAAACCCCAUCAGCCAACCUGCCUGGAACAGCAGCGUGGCCAACACCCCUUCGCCAGUAGGUGGCAGCGGUGACCAUUCGCCCACCCUGUUCCGCCUCCCACCGCCACCUGCUCCAGCUCAUGACCGAUCCUCUUCGGGUCAGGGCGGCAGCGGCAGAGAGAGCGGCUCUCACAGCAGGAGGCGCAACAGGAGGCACAGGUGCCAUCGAGAGGUCACCGCAGUAGAUAGUGACACAUCCCUCUCCAUCCCGUCGGUUGACCAUGAGGAGCUGGAGCGCUCGUUCAGCGGCUUCAGCAUCUCCCAAGCCAAGGAGGACUUCUUUGGGCCCUCGUUCUUUACAGGCUUAGGAGGGGGAGCCGGAGCAGGGACCGAAGCCGGAGGCGGACCUUCACUCUGUGCCAGGGUCAGACCAUUGCUAGCAGAGGGGGAGUCUGACACAGACUCUGACCUCUGUGCUCCCUCGCCUCUGUCUUUCACCGGAGAGGUCUCAGGUGGAGAAAGGGGGUGGGCUGGGCUGAAGUAGAAAGGACUGCUCUGCUGGCAGACCUGCUGAUUGUGACAGAGGCUGAUGCCCCGAUUGCCAACAUGACUGUAUCAUUACACCUCGUGGCCACAGGCUUACUGUAGAUGAUGGCUGAUACAGACUCGGUUGGGUCAAGUGGGCGGUUAUGAGCAGUUGUCUUUUUGCGAUAACGGUAAAAACGAGUUCUCACAAAAAGAACGGGAUUAUCCUUUAUCAACAUUUAAGUUUGUGAUGUAACAGUUCACUGGCAACGCUCGAUUACGGUUACUUUUGUAUCCACUCAGAUUUUGAUUAAAUAGCUGUUUAGAAACCUUUCUUUAACUUAGACAAGAAGCCUUUUCGUUAUGGUACUUAGUGAGACGACACUUACACAGUGUGGAUUUGUAUGAAACAAUAAAGAGAAUUGCCAUUUUAGUUCCUCUUAUGAGACGUUUGAGUAGCAUUUCAGCACCUCUUCUGUUAAACACUGACCACUUUAACAUUCAAAAGCUUGCUGGAGUUUGUAACGCGAGACUGUUGAAAUCUUAUCACGUGGUUAACGUAGUGUCUUGAUAACUUCUAUACCUUAGGAUGUCUUGAGGUGUUAUGUUGCCAAAACCUUAGCUAUGAUGAUCAGUUAGAUUCUUGCUGAUUAAAAAAAAGAAAAAAUGCUUCAUUAUUAAUUCAGCCUGGCAUUUAUGUAAUACUAUGGAAGAACUCCCCUUAAAGUAAUACUGAAUACUCCUGAACCACCUGCAUGGCAUGAUAAAUGAUUGAUUUAGGGACUGUGUUAAGUAGGUUGCAAAAACCAAACAGUGACGAACAGUCAAACUGUGUUUUUCUUCUAUACAGUAAGAGAGAGUGGUGAAUUUUUAAAAAAAAGUGCAUGCAUGACUGGUUUCAAGCUAUGUUUUAAUUUUUCUAAGGAGCUUUGCUUGAAUUCCAAUCAUGUAAAUGCAGCCUGAGCUUGCUAAUUUCAACAGCUCUUCUUUUCUGGGUAAAUAUGUUCAUAAAAUUCUAUACACAUUAAAUACAAGAGCAGAUGUUUAAUGCUGCACAGGUAUGGGAACAGGAAGGGCAUUUGCUUGUACAUUUUGUAUUGUUAUCACAAGGCAUGCAGCGUUGAAGCUGGAUUGAGUGCACGUGAAACUCUCUCACUUGUUACUCUGACAUGAUGGUAUUUAGCCUGCAGUGCAUUGAACAUUCAUUUAGAUUCUCUGAUGCUACGUCAGUUUCAGACUAAAUGAGGAAAUGCAAUAAAAAGCAAGCAACGCAAUCAAGAACUCAUCCUUUAAAAUUGUUGCCUUAUUUCCACACCAAAAUUUUAGAGGUCCACAAAUCAACAAUUUCAUUUUUAACAUUUUAUAACAGUAGUGUAUGUAAAUUGUUAUGGUGGGUUCUUUGGCCUCAGAGCAGAUGUUUCAGGUUGCACAUUUAGCCAUUGAUAAUGCUAACCUUUGAAGCAUGAACAGUUCUUGUUAAAUUUAACCAAUGCCAACAUUUUAACAUUUACAUUAUAACCAAGGAAGUGUAAUUCAAUAGAGACUGUUAAUACACGGUCCAUAUUUUUCAGCAAAAUCAGGAAGCAACUUGCUGGCAUGUUUUUUACAACCCAUUGAAAAGACAUGUAGGGUUUUACAUGAUACAGUAGAUCAGCACCAUUGUGUAACUGCACCUUUGUCUUGUUCAAA
Molecule: messenger RNA, 4268 nt
Organism: Oreochromis aureus
Lineage: Eukaryota; Metazoa; Chordata; Actinopteri; Cichliformes; Cichlidae
Product: potassium voltage-gated channel subfamily KQT member 2-like
Exons: 15
Coding region: 1-2598 (865 amino acids)
Biological process (GO): potassium ion transport; transmembrane transport
Cellular component (GO): membrane
Molecular function (GO): voltage-gated potassium channel activity
Source: RefSeq, a predicted model, not a curated record